Molecule: messenger RNA, 1038 nt
Organism: Pseudozyma hubeiensis SY62
Lineage: Eukaryota; Fungi; Basidiomycota; Ustilaginomycetes; Ustilaginales; Ustilaginaceae
Product: RNA recognition motif containing protein
Exons: 1
Coding region: 1-1038 (345 amino acids)
Biological process (GO): positive regulation of mRNA splicing, via spliceosome
Cellular component (GO): spliceosomal complex
Molecular function (GO): RNA binding
Source: RefSeq, a predicted model, not a curated record
AUGGACGCCUCGGAUACCCACACAACCGGUGACGAUGUUGUCAUGGAUCGUCGUACCGUCCCGGACUACCAGGAUAUCGAUCAGGACCGCAGGCCCGAGUCGCCUCCUCCUCGCGGACGAUCCUACUCGCGCUCUCGCUCAGCUACACCCGUUCCAGGACGUCGUGAUCGCUCUCCCAUCCGCAGCAUGAGUCGCAGCCGCUCGCCACCUCCUCGUCGACGUGCCGAUCGAUCGCGAUCCCCCGCCGCCCGCCGCUAUGACCGAGACGACCGACGCGACCGUGCCCGCUCCCGCUCCCGCUCCCCUCCACCUCCGCGUUCCGACCGCCGCCGCACUCCUCCACCCAAACCUCGUGGUGCUCCUCAGCAGGUCGAGCCCACCACCGUCCUCGGCUGCUUCGGUCUUUCCAUCCGCACCACCGAGAAGGACCUCGAGUACGAAUUCGACGCCAUCGCUCCCGUCGACAAGGUCGUCGUCGUCUACGAUGCCCGCUCCGGUCGUUCGCGUGGUUUCGGCUUUGUCACCAUGCGCGACGUUGACGGUGCCUCGGCUGCUAUCGAAGCUUUGAACGGCAAGGAUCUGCAUGGCCGACGUAUUCGUGUCGACUUUUCCACUACCCACAAGCCACACGACCCCACGCCUGGUAUUUACAAGGGUGAAGUUCGACCGGACGACCGCUACCGUGCACCUGCUGGCCGCGGCCCGAGUGGUGGCGGUGGUGGUCGAGGCGAGAGGUACAACGGUCGUGCUUACGACCGCGCCGGUCCCUCGUCCUACCGCGGAGGUGACUCGUACAGGCGCAGCAAUGCAGACUCGCGCGACGACUGGAGAAGAAGGCCUUCGCCGCCUCGCCGACCUAGAAGGUCCCCUAGCCCGAGGAGAGGCGGUGGCUCUAGGUACUCGCGCUCGCCCAGCCCGAGACGUGGCGGCGACAGGUACGAUGCCGACAGAGAGGAGCGAGUUCCCCCUCCUCGCAGCAGACUCGGCAGCCACCUCGACAGUCCUCCGCGUGACGAGGUGGACCGCAUCCGAUACUGA